Molecule: messenger RNA, 4467 nt
Organism: Hyla sarda
Lineage: Eukaryota; Metazoa; Chordata; Amphibia; Anura; Hylidae
Gene: SIPA1
Product: signal-induced proliferation-associated 1
Exons: 15
Coding region: 687-3785 (1032 amino acids)
Biological process (GO): activation of GTPase activity; epithelial cell morphogenesis; establishment of epithelial cell polarity
Cellular component (GO): plasma membrane; Golgi apparatus; cytoplasm
Molecular function (GO): protein binding; GTPase activator activity
Source: RefSeq, a predicted model, not a curated record
UGCCAGUUAGCUGCUCACAGCAUGAUCUUUUGACCUAUCCAUUUGUUCUUCGGGGUGUAUGAUCAGCACAGUUUGGAAUAAACUUCAUCACAAUUUACAAGGUGUCUUUUGGAUCGAGUCACUGUCAGCCAAUUCAACUAAGAUUGAGGUUACUACUAUCUCUUCACAAACUGUGUGAACAUAGCUUGACCUGGAUGUGGAAGAUAUACAUUGUUUUCUGCCAUCUUUAUUCCCACUAAUAUUUAGACAAUAAAGCACAGCAGAGGGGAUUAAACAUUAAAUCAAACUACAUAAAAGAGAGGAUGAAAGGAGAAAGUGGCCAACAUAAAAAAGCAGCAAGAGAAACCAAGUACUAUAGGGAAACAAAUUAAAGUAAAGGCCGCUAGUACAGUAUGUGAAAAUAAAAGAGGAGAAAAUAGGACGACGACCGGGUUACGGAGCAAGUAUAUACAAAUAGGCCUUCUGCAGACACAUAAUGAGAAACAACAGUCAAACUAUUGCAUGCAAGAAAAUUGACAUUGUGAAAAAGACAAGAUAAACAUUUAUAAUACAAUACAGCACAUGCCAAGAAACCUUAAAAAAAAAAAAAAAAAAGCACACAAAAGGAGAACAGGUGGAAAAGUGAAAACAAGAGAAAACCGUUCCAGGAACCUUUCAGAUAUCAUAAAUGAGUUCCUCUUCAUGAGAUGCAGUCUGAUGACCUCUUUGUGCGUAAGCUCCGCCAACCUCCAGCCCGUUCUUCCCCUCACAAGAGUCCUCGUGAAUCUAAGUCGCUGAUAUCCUCGGGGAACAGCAAGCACAACGGAGGGGGACGUUCCCUUUCAGAGUCAGAAUUUGAUCCUCGUGAUAAAGGAUCUGGGAGCCCAUCUGCCCCACGGUUCAAAGAUCCAUUCAUUCUGCUUGGGCUGGCUGGAAACAGCCAAGGGCCGUCGGCCCAAGAGGUAAAGGAGAGGCCUCCCGAAGGAGAUCCUGUAGCCCCACGACCAAAGAGUUUUGGCCACCAUGACAUCCAGAGUAUACUGUUUGAUCCUUUCCGUAAGAGACAAUCAGAUGUUAGAAAAAAUGUGAGAAGUGGGGCAUCUGCUGCCUCUCAGAUCAGGACUAAUUCUUCACCCAGAAGAUCCUUGUCAUCUCCAGAAGACCCAGGUGACCCUGGAGAUGGAAAAGACAAUGAGCUCCUGCUCAGCUGUCCAUAUUUUCGCAAUGAGGUAGGAGGAGAAGAAGCAGAAGGCCAAAAGGAUCAAGGAUGGGAUUUUUGUUCUGUUUCAUCUCUCCACGCACCACUUAUCAAUUUUCCAGUUCGUGGGCCCAAUGCCUCUGUAUCAGUGUUAGAAGAAGCUAGAGAGAGAAUAAGAGAUAGCAGCUACUUUGUGGAAUAUCAAGACCUGGGUGCACUUUAUUACCGGAAGUAUUUUUAUGGCAAAGAACAUCAGAAUUUUUUUGGAGCUGACGAAAGACUGGGCCCUGUGGCAAUAAGCAUACGCAGGGAUGAAAGAGAAAGUGCCAAUGGAGUUCAAUAUAACUACAGAAUCAUAUUCAGGACCACUGAGUUAAAGACACUUCGAGGGUCCAUCCUUGAGGAAGCCUUUCCUUCAUCUAUACGACCCAAUUCUUCUAGGGCAAUUUCACCUAAAAAGCUUCUGGAAUACAUUGUACCAGAAGUUAAUCUGCAGUGUCUACGCCUGGCAUCAAACUCCCCCAAAGUACCAGAGACUCUCCUAAAGCUGGAUGAACAGGGGCUCAGUUUCCAGCGAAAGAUUGGUAUUCUUUACUGCCGCAGCGGACAGUCCUCGGAGGAGGAGAUGUACAAUAAUGAGACGGCAGGACCGGCCUUCCAGGAGUUCCUGAGUUUACUUGGAGACGAAGUCAGACUAAUGGGGUUUGACAAGUACCGAGCACAGCUAGACAACAAAACUGACAGUACAGGCACGCACUCUCUCUACACCCGCUACCAGGACUACGAGAUCAUGUUCCAUGUUUCAACAAUGCUUCCAUUUACUGCAAGCAACAGUCAGCAGUUACUUCGGAAGAGACACAUUGGUAAUGACAUUGUGACGAUUGUCUUCCAAGAACCCGGCGCCCUCCCAUUUACUCCACAGACUAUUCGAUCCCAUUUCCAGCAUGUAUUCAUUGUGGUUCAUGUUCACAAUCCAUGUACUAGCCAUACCAGCUACAGUGUUGCCGUUACUCGCACUGCAGACACACCGCCCUUUGGGCCUCCUAUGCCAAUGACUAGAUUCCGACGAUCUCCUGAACUCAGAGACUUUUUGCUUUCCAAAGCCGUAAAUGGUGAGAAUGCAGCUGAACGUGGAGGCAAAUUUCUAGCCAUGGCUACAAGAACCAGGGAAGAAUACUUAAGAGACUUGGCUCGAGAUCAUGUUACUACCACAACUUUGGAGUCAUGCUCCUCUAAACUAGCCAUUUUGGGUCUAUCCAAGAAAAGGGAUCGAGCAGGUAGCACUGGCACUGGGGACAAAGGGGGAAAAGGAACUCGUUGGGCGUACAGUGUUCCUCCAGAAUUCCACAGUUCCGGUGCCUUAGUGUGGACGGUUAAAUCUGUGAGUGUCUCCAUUCCAGAAAAUAUUUACAUGCUGGGGAUAUCUUCCGAGAUGCUGGUGUUAGUUGACCCGAAAAAGGAGCGCGAGGGAGCAGUCAGCUUUCACUGCUCGUGCAGGGAUGUUCUUGGGUGGACUUAUUCUUCUAAAGGGGGAUUGGACCUUUACUAUGGUCGGGCAGGAAGAUUAACCAUUUGCCCGAUUGCAAGCAAUGAGACAGAAGUGGAAAAUGAAAUUAACCACAUUGUCAAGAGGUUGCAGGUCGUCUCCGGUGGCUGUGAGACUCGUGAGAUCCCUCUACUAAGGAAUGGACUUGGACAGCUCGGAUUCAAUGCAGAUUCUGGUGGUUUUGUGAUAGAAGUGGAAAGAUUCAGCAUGGCAGAGACUGUAGGACUGUGUCCCGGGGCACGGCUUGUCGCAAUCUGUGGUCAUCCUUUCUGUUCACUGACCCCUGAGGAUGUCCGUAACCUUUUCCUUCGCUCAAAAAAAGUAACAGUAACCACUCUGCCUCCUGAUGAAGCAGGGAAGCCCCGCAGGAGCUUCUCUGAGCUCUAUGUAAAGUCAAUGCAAGAACAGAGGAUUAUGAGACGCUCAGAGGGAGAUAUAGAGAAGGAAGACGUGAUGGCAAGAAAGGCAGAAACUGCUCCAGAGACUAAGAACAUCCUGCGCACCUUAUCUGUUCAGGAAGAGAGGACAGAGUUCAGGUUCAACAAAGCUGAUUUGGCUCCACCUGAUAUUAUUCCUCAACCAGAUCCGUCAAGAGAUGAUGUGAUGAUGGAUGACACUUUCGAGGAGCCUCAGGCAGAGUCAGAUAUGCUUGAAGAAACCUCUACUCAGGAACACACCAAAAACACUCUUUCACCAGCUCCCCAGUCGCUAGAAGAUGAAUGGAAGAGUAUCUCAGAUCUCACUCUGGCCUGUAAUAGCAUACUGGAAGCCAUGUCUAAAGAGGAACAGGUACAAGCUUAUAAAAAUGAUUUGGGAGCUCAGAGCUCUCUCCCAGCAGCAUCGGGAAAUCUUAAUGACAAAGUUACAGAGCUGGAAAUGAAGCUGAAGAAACUUCAGGAGGAGCUUAAAAAGGAACAAGAGGGAAGAGCACAACUUCAGGCUGAAGUUCUGAGUCUGAAAAGGACCCAAGAAGAAGCGUUCACUGGAACUUUGCCCCGAGAAUGUGGUGCCAAGAUACUCAGGGGUGGAGCCAGCAACUGUGAAGGAAUGGCUAAAGACUAAAUUAUGGAGAAACUAUUAAGGACUUUGUAAAGAAAGUAUGGGAUCAGGGAAUCAUUUCUUAAAAAGUUAAUGAACUGAUCAAAUUGACAAUGCAAGUGAAUACCGGUCUGGCAGCAGGACUUAGGAAUUAAUAGAAGUCUAUGGAAGUGUAAGGAAGGAUGGUUUCCGGAGUGUAAAAUGAGUCAAACACUGAAUUAUUUAGAUGUUCAGGUAUGAUCAGCUCAGAAAACCACUAAAAAAUAUUUCAGGGGAUUGAACCAAUAUGUCUGAAGGAAAAAAAAAACGUCACAGAGUAGACAAAAAACGUACGCUUUCCGUAGUGGCCAGAGAAUCUGGACCCACUGUUAUUUCAGGUAUGGCUUACAAAUACUGUGAAUGGUGAUGAGAAAACAGUGUUUAACGGGGCAAGGAGACGCAAACUGCUUGAACAAUGUGAAGGAAGUAUGACCUGUAUUGGAUCUUUGUACAUAGAGUAUUAAUGUCUUCCAGUGAUUAUCUUUAAAAUUCCUACCAUAAUGAAUGUAUAUUUGGGACAAUAAAGGGUAAUAUUAUCUGAAUUCUUACAUCCGAGUAAUUAACUCUAUCCAUGAAACGUGGCCAAAAAGUACAUUAAAGGGGUUCUCCCGUGGAAAACUUUUUUUUUAAUCAACUGGUGCCAGAAAGUUAAACAGAUUUGUAAAUC